Candoia aspera is the source of this 2224-nucleotide messenger RNA. RefSeq names its product adenylate kinase 5 (gene AK5). Lineage: Eukaryota; Metazoa; Chordata; Lepidosauria; Squamata; Candoiidae. Gene Ontology annotation, biological process: nucleobase-containing compound metabolic process. The record is from RefSeq and is a predicted model, not a curated record. The transcript is spliced from 14 exons. Gene Ontology annotation, cellular component: cytoplasm. Bases 500 to 2182 code for a protein of 560 amino acids. Gene Ontology annotation, molecular function: ATP binding; nucleoside diphosphate kinase activity.
CCUUCCCGGGAAAAGCUUUCGGGGACGGAAUCCUGUCCACGAUCUAAAGGCACACCCUGUUGGAAGUCUCGGGCGACCAUCAUCCCCUCAACUGCUGCCACUUUUUCUUUUUCAGGAACACCACGUGCGGAUGCGCUGGCGCGGCCCGUUGGGUGCACGCGUGUAAAGAAAAGCGCGGCCGUGCGAUUUGGAGCCAGUCUCCUCCCUCCCCGGCGCCUUUCCAGCAGCCACCCACUCCCACCCCCAGCAGCCCCAGCUUGACUGGCGGCGCGCGGGUUGGGCUGGGAGGGUAAAUGCAGCUCAGGCGAGGGAGCGAGGGCGCUGCUGCCGCUUCUUUCUGAUCGCCUUGCCUUCCAGGAGCAAGCGGUUUGAAGGACGGGGACCGGAGCGCCGGGGCAAGGAGGGAAGGACGAGAGCCGAGCGAAGCCGGGCUGAAGCGCCAGCCAGCCAGCAGUACUAGCCCUAGUCGCGUGCCAGCGCCCUUUCUCCGCCAGGCGGCAUGAGCAGCUGCGACGCCAAGGACUAUCUGGCCAGGAGGGAGAUCCCGCAGCUUUUCGAGAGUUUGCUGAAUGGAUUAAUGUGCUGCAAACCUGAUGAUCCAGUUGAGUAUCUGGAAAGCUGCUUACAAAAAGUAAAGGAACUGGGUGGAGCAGAAAAGGUAAAAUGGGACACCUUUGUCAGUCCAGAGAAAAGGUCACUACCUCCACUUAAUGGCAGCCAGUCAAGAAGAGCAUUUUUCAGGAAUGUGAUGCCUGACAAUCCCAACUUUCCUUACCGGAGGUAUGAUCGACUUCCUCCAAUUCACCAAUUCUCCAUCGAGAGUGACACGGAUCUCUCAGAAACAGCUGAACUUAUUGAGGAAUAUGAUGUGUUUGAUCCGACCAGGCCCCGGCCAAAAAUCAUCCUUGUCAUAGGUGGCCCUGGAAGUGGAAAAGGAACCCAGAGCUUGAAAAUAGCAGAACGCUAUGGAUUUGAGUACAUCUCUGUGGGUGACUUGUUAAGAAAGAAGAUCCACAGCACAAGCAGCAAUCGAAAGUGGAGCCUGAUUGCUAAGAUAAUUACAACUGGGGAAUUGGCCCCACAGGAAACCACAAUUACUGAGAUAAAGCAAAGAUUAAUGCAAAUUCCUGAUGAGGAAGGUAUUGUCAUUGACGGAUUCCCACGAGAUGUUGCCCAGGCUCUUUCCUUUGAGGACCAAAUCUGUACCCCAGAUUUGGUGGUGUUUUUGUCCUGCUCAAAUCAGCGGCUCAAAGAACGGCUAAUGAAGCGCGCAGAGCAGCAGGGAAGGCCAGAUGAUAAUCUUAAAGCUACACAGAGACGCCUGACUAAUUUCAAGCAGAAUGCUGUUCCACUGGUCAAAUAUUUCCAGGAGAAAGGACUGAUUGUGACUUUGGAUGCUGACAAAGAUGAGGAAGAGGUGUUCCGUAACAUAAGCCUGGCUGUUGACAACAAACUAUUUCCCACUCAAGAACCAGUGCCAAGUCCAUGUGAAGUUGACCUUAGUCUCAUUGUGGACCCAGGAGAGAUUCCUGAUAAUGAAUUUGACUUUGAAGAUCAGGCAUAUGAACAGUCAUGUCUUUGCAGACCUGAAAAUGCCGAAGAUUUUACAGAAGACCUGAGGAAAUCAAACAUAAUUUUUGUACUUGGUGGCCCAGGUUCUGGCAAAGGAACCCAGUGUGAUAAAUUAACCCAAAAGUAUGGAUUCACACAUCUGUCCAUAGAAGAUCUGAUCCAAAAUGAAACAGCAUCUGAAAGGAAUAAGAACAUCAGAGAUAUAACAGAGAGUGGUGAAUUCAUAUCAGGGGAUAUUGUUACAGAGUUCCUAAAAGAAGCUAUACUUGCCAAUAUGGAAAACUCGAAGGGAUUCUUGAUUGAUGGUUACCCCCAAGAGAUGCAGCAGGGAGAACAGUUUGAGAAACAGAUCGGAGAGCCAUCUCUGGUACUCUGCAUGGACUGUUCUUCUAAGACAAUGAGUAGUCGUCUUCUGAAAAAAAGUCGGUGCCUUGAGGAUAAGGCUGAAACUAUCAGGAAACGUAUUGAAGCUUACUAUAAAACAGAGGAGCCACUGAUUGCAUAUUAUGAGAACAGAAUUCCAUUCUUUAAGAUAAAUGCAGAAGGACCACCAGAGGAAGUUUUCCUUGAGAUAUGCACUUCAGUCAAUGCUUUUCUGAAGAAGGAAUAGCAUCACUCUCUUUCAGCACUUAAUGUAAUGGCAGUGCUCGCU